AUGAAUCCUUUCUUCGCCGAUUGCAUUGUGUCUGGCUUCUUCUCCAAUUCUCGGUCGAUUAACGGUGGCGAUAUUGACAACUUUCUUGCGAGGACAGAAACUGUUGAGACACUCUCAAGUUCUGUGACGUCUGAGUCUGGAAAUUUCAAGAAAAGGAAGUUUGAUAGCUUCUUUACAGAGACUAAGAUUUGUAAUGAGAAGAAGACGAUGAUGAUCAACAUAGGAGUAUUAGUACAAGAAGAAGAAGAAGAGAAGUCAAUAGUAAAAGAGCAAAACAAAGAGAGCAAUAAAAGCAUCAUGAAUAUGAAGAAUAAAGCCAAAGAAGAAGAAAACAAUUGUUCUAACGAUUCAUCAAAAGUGGCCAAGGAGUUGCAGAGAAAAGAUUAUAUUCAUGUUCGUGCUUGGAGAGGCCAAGCCACUGAUAGCCACAGCAUUGCAGUACGAGCUAGAAGAGAAAAGAUCAGUGAGAGAAUGAAGUAUCUUCAAGCUUUAGUUCUUGGAUGCGACAAGAUCACAAGAAAAGCAGGGGCGCUUGAUGAGAUCAUUAACUAUGUUCUGUCUCUUCAGAGACAAGUCGAGGUCUGA
Messenger RNA from Eruca vesicaria subsp. sativa (arugula), 585 nucleotides. The record is from the annotation of a GenBank genome assembly. Lineage: Eukaryota; Viridiplantae; Streptophyta; Magnoliopsida; Brassicales; Brassicaceae.